Messenger RNA from Exophiala xenobiotica, 3505 nucleotides. RefSeq lists its product as uncharacterized. NCBI's taxonomy places the organism in Eukaryota, Fungi, Ascomycota, Eurotiomycetes, Chaetothyriales, Herpotrichiellaceae. The record is from RefSeq and is a predicted model, not a curated record. The transcript has 4 exons. Gene Ontology annotation, molecular function: zinc ion binding; DNA-binding transcription factor activity, RNA polymerase II-specific; DNA binding. Gene Ontology annotation, biological process: DNA-templated transcription; regulation of DNA-templated transcription. Bases 523 to 3096 code for a protein of 857 amino acids.
GUUGAUUGUCCCCCGAACCUUCCGCAGGCUUCUUUGGUCCAAUCCCCAGAAGUCGAUGCUUCUUCCACUUCCAUCCAUCGCACGACCAUCCUUUCCUCUUUCCUACAAGGCCAUUCCUGGCACACCCCAGAAUCUGCAUCUCCCGUCGUUGGUUCCCUGUCAAGUCUCCCGUAUUCGAAGAAUUUCCACACGAGAAAGUUCCGUGGCGGCCUCAGCGGCCUACCACUCAUCCAAUUACCGUCCUUGUGGUCCUGGUCCCUCCCCGACAAAAUUCAGAGGAUCGUUCCACCCUCUCGUCUCGCAUGCUGUCAUAACACGCAUCGCUCGCCCCAUCCAUCUCUUGGAUCUUACAGUUGAAUCCAUCUGACGAAGGGAACACUUCGAUCCAGACCAUUUGGCACUUCAGCUCCAACAAGACUCUCAUUGCCUGUUCCUCCCAACGUCGAGCAUCUUUGCUACCCUUCUAUGCCCCUGCUAUUGAAGCAUUGCCGGCCAUAGUCUUUCUUCUACAUACUCGCCAUCAUGCCCGGCAUCCUGCCGAUGAAGAUGAUCAGGGUGGGGAGCAGUGCGCAGAGUAGGAUAGCGCAGGCGUGCGACAGGUGCAGAAGUAAGAAAAUCAGAUGUGACGGUGUUCGACCAACCUGUACGCAAUGCUCCAAUGUCGGAUUUGAAUGCAAGACCAGCGACAAAUUGAGCCGAAGAGCAUUUCCAAGAGGUUACACAGAGUCCCUGGAAGACCGUGUUCGAGGACUCGAAGCCGAAGUGCGGGAGCUAAAAGCCCUGCUCGACGAGAAGGACGAGAAGAUUGACAUGUUGUCUCGCAUACACAGUUUCUCUCCACAAUCGCGGAAGUGCUCGGCGUCUUUAUCACCGUCGCAUGCCGCCGACGUGAAGGCCGAGGUCGCAUCCGACAGGGAGGAAGUAUUGCACGUCGAGAUACCCGCGCCAGUGCAUUCCAAGGCCACGUCGACAGGCUCAUCAACCACAGCGUCGUUCAUGGAAGCCUUUGAUCAGAAGGUUCAAGAAGCUGGUCGACAGACUACCGGAGUCUCUUCUUCGGACCUUCAAAAUGUCAUUCAGCCAACACGACAAGGUCUCAGUACUGGACCCAAGGUCCCUCCGAGAAUACUCUCGGAUCAAUUUAUCAAUCUAUUUUUCCAGGAAUGGCAGCCACUCUUGCCAGUGCUUCACAGGCCUACCUUCCUUCGCGUAUACGAGCAAUAUGUCUCCAAUCCAGACUCCGGCAACUGGCAGAGCAACAAGCAAUCUCUGGCUCAAUUGUACCUGAUCUUUGAGAUUUCUGCUUUGUCCAACAUCACCACUUCGAAGAAGGAUGCCCCAUCCUUCGAGGGUCAAUGGCGAAGAGCUUUGUAUUCGACAUCUUCCACUGCCAGUCUUUCUACCCUUCAAUGUCACGUACUGGCUCAGAUCUGCUACCUUUUGCGAGCUGAUGCUACCCAUCUGCUCCGCCACAGAGGUAUUGCAGUCACAAUGUGCCAUGAGCUCGGUCUCCACCAAGGUCACAAAUACCACAGUUUGUCGACAUUGGAAGCUGAGACCCGCAAAAAGGUCUUCUGGUGUCAAUACGUCCUUGAUAAGUUCACUUCGGCCACCACUGGAACUCCUAUGCUUCUGAGAGACGACGAUAUUUCAGCUGAACUCCCGGCUGAAGUGGACGAUGAGAAUCUGACUUCCCAAGGAUUCUCGCCCACCCUACCUGGCGAAAUCACCAAGAUCUCGAGCGCCCUCGCACUGUUCCGUGUCAGCAAAAUCUUGUCCAAAGCAUUGGACAAUUUAUACCCUGCCAAAGCUACUUAUCAAUUGUCCUUGAACAAAUUGCACGCACUUUCCGAUGAACUCGAUCAAUGGUCAGAAGAGCUGCCUGAGCAUCUUCGCCUGCGGUUCAUGAACGACAAACCAGCUACACAUUUGAUCAGUGACAGGUCGCCGUUGCUAUCCAUCGCCUAUUUCUACACGCGCAGUCUGAUCCACAGGCCGUUGCUUUGCCACAGCUCCGGAAGUGCUGCUUCCGCUGCCAACAUCGUGCUUGCCGCAGCCGGCAAGCACAUCUUCCAGAUUAUUGAUUUGUUGCUGGAGCGCCGCAUGAACUACACUUUCCCCCUGAACAAGACUGACCUUCUUCUGACCUCUGGACUUGCGAUCCUCUGGCAGUCCCUCGAUUUGGAGGAGGACAGCAAAGUUGUCAAGGACAAUCAGAAAUCAUUGAGUGGUCUCAUUACUAUGAUACAAAAAGAAAGUCCACUUGUGGCGUCAGAGUUCCAGAAGAUGGCUGGGUCUUAUGUCACUAUGGAAGCACGACCCGCAUUGUCACCCAAGAGCUCGGAUAUGGGUACAAUCCAACGGACGCAUCCUGCGACGGCGGUGGUGUCAGAUUCCAAAUCCAAGUCUACCCGAAAACAACUGCAAGCAAUCGCCUCGAAAUGGUCAAACUUCGGCAACAAGGUCGCCGCCGAGGACAUUGCACGUCGUGCGACUGUGCCUCAGGCGACACCUGUUGCUCCUAUGCAACCACAUCGUGCUAAUAGUACAACAAGUCUGUCGUCAACGCGAUCGGCGCCGGUCAUGCCGAUGACGACCGCUUCACCGAACCAAUUGACUACUUGCAGGACUAUCGACACUCCGACCAUUAAUCUGGAUUAUAUGCCUCUCGGUGACGACUUUGGUGAUUUUCAGACACGGACUUCUUCCAGCACCAUGUUGCCGCCCAAGAAGCAUGCGACACCCACUGUGGCGGACUCUAACUGGGACCACCUUCUCAAUAACUUUGACAACAAUUCAGCACUGUAUUCCGACAUGACUGUGACCAAUGGACUCUACCAGAUUCCAAGCAAUGAAUGGACUGGAGACCUUUGGAACCUCUCAGGCAUGGAAUUCGCGUCAAAAGCGCCAGUUCCGCAAAGCUUGUUGAGUUUCUCUGAGGAAUCUCUUACAAGUGGUGACGACUUCUUCUUGAGCGCUCCUCCAAGCCACAAUGGAUCAGCCGCUACGGGUGAAGGUUUCGACAUGGCAGAGGCGUAUCGAGGUAUUACCAUUCCAGUGGAUGAUGAAUUUGAUGUACAUGCAAUUGAAGCUUGAUUUUUUUUUUGAUGUUGUUGAAGAUCAAUCUGUUUGUGGUUGUUGGAAUACUUUGCGCAAAGGGAGCUCCGGGCAGUCGCCUGGAGGGCGGAAUGAAGGUUAAGACGAGAUACCCCCAGGUGUUGAAAAGGAGUCGUGGCCGAAAAAAUAUCUUGUACAUGAUCUACUUAUGACAUUGAUACCAGGCUGAGGAAAAGGCCACGUUUGGGAGACGGAUGAUUUACGAGUGGUUGAGACUUAUUGUGAGUUUCUCAGGGAGCAGUUGUAUGAGAUUUGGAUGACGGUACGAAGGUAUUUGGGUUGUUUUCUGCAGAUAGUCUGCCAUUUAGGCGUUGAAAUUCGUGUUUCUUGACGAUCGGGCAUUCCUUAUUUGAUUACUACCUAGCAUGAAGUUCCAGUGCAUCAAGCU